Molecule: messenger RNA, 1898 nt
Organism: Fusarium oxysporum Fo47
Lineage: Eukaryota; Fungi; Ascomycota; Sordariomycetes; Hypocreales; Nectriaceae
Exons: 10
Coding region: 404-1720 (438 amino acids)
Source: RefSeq, a predicted model, not a curated record
AGCUAACCUCUCGGUUUUACGGUUCCACUGUACUGUACUCUUGCUUAUUUCUACAAAAGCCCCCAACCCACCAUCUCCCCAGUUGUCGGUGCCGCUUUACUUCAGUUCGUUACGUUCUGAACAACGAACAAGGCCUCAGGCUUUGGAGACGAAAGAACUCAAGGUUCUUUACACCAAACACUUCCUCGUUCCUAGUGGUGCAAAAGAUUUAUGCAUUCUCUGCUCGUUUGACGUUUCGCAUAUUAAUUACUGCGGCAUCAUAUAUCCACAUCAGUUUUCACACUUGGUGGGUGUAUCAACUACAUACCUAUCUUAACCUCUUCCUCGUUGAACAUAUUUAUUUCAAGAUCUGCAAUCGAUUCGUGGUAUUUAGACGCGUUGCUUGCAUGCGCAAAAUGCUACUAUGUAUCAAACAAGCAGACCAGGAUGGAGCGAGUGGUCUAGGUGGAUAUGGAAUCCAGACUACCAGCAAUAUUAUCGCCAGAGAGUAGACGCUGCCGGCAACUCGGAUAUUCAAUGGCAGAGCGAAUAUGAGUCUGCUCAGAAUAGAGAAGUGCCCCGAACUCCUGUGCAAGUCCCUGCACAAGUUCAACAGAUGGACCAGAUGGACCAGGUGACCCAGCAGUUUGGUUCAGUCAAUAUACAGAGCCCUGAACAAGCGGCUGGAGACGAGCACGACAAUAAUGAAUAUGUCACGGGCGGCUCAUCGUCGAGAGUAAAAUCCAAAUCAUCGAGGUCGCAUAGCAGUUCAUCAAAGUCGAAAUCGAAACCGUCCAAGUCCUCUAGUGGGAAAGGCAAGGCAACCGCUCAGGAAGCCAUUGACGAGGUCGAUGAACACGGUUAUGAAAACCGUCAUAGUCAACGGAGACCAUCUGCAUCUGCAACCACUCAGCAAACAGAACAAACUUAUUAUGACCCGAAUACUGGCCAGUAUUAUAUAUUACCACAAGCUACUCAAGGAGAUUCUGCAUCCAACCAGCCUUAUCCAAGCGGCUCAGCCGAGGGGGAAGACCCAGAGCUUCAGGCAGCCCUUGCUCAAAGUCGACAGUAUUCGCGAGAUCAAUACCGAGGUGGCGAGUCGUCAUCUGCUGCAUACACCCCUUACGAUGAGGAAGAGGAUCCCGGGCCAGCUGUGGCCUCCACCAACCAAGAGCACAUCGUAGGCACUGGUGGCGAAACAGAGACUCUAGAUCCACGGUAUCGUGUUGCACAGUCUCAUAUGUUCCAACCCGGCGAGGUCUUCAAAGUCCUCUGGCCGGAGCCAGCAGGAGGAGGCAGUGUAGUUGAAGAAACGGUCUAUCGCGACCGGUACGGCGGUCAAAUAUUUGUUCAUUUUCGUCGGUUCAUCGUAGUCGCAAACGAUCGUGGCCACUGCACUUGCAUACCUAUCUCUACCUAUGGUAAGAAAGGCUGUAAAAAGAGUGGCGUCAAGGCUGAACAACACGGAAUCGUUGUUGAAAGUAGCAAUCGAAACCCUACCGCCCUACCUGGCGAGCCAGAGCUUGGAUAUCCUCCUGUUCGUGUGCACAUCCACGAGCCAGAUGAGCGAAUCGCAAAAGAGUCCCGAGUUAAUUACUCAAAACUCACGACGGUGGAACAUAACGUCAAGGUGCUCUUCAUCGGUCGAGUGGUGACCUCAGAUUGGGAUAUUGUCACUGAAGCGGUCAACACUAGCUGGGCAAAGAAGACGCAUGUAAAGAAGAGGCAUCGCAGACCAUGAUCCUGCGAAGAGCUCUAACAUUCACGUUUUAUGGUGCCUGUGUAAGCAGGUCCCUACAUCGGGUGUCAUCAAUGACACCUGCAUAUAUACGUUCCUCAGGAGCUGCCAGCUUUUCUGGCAUGCACCUGCGAAACUUGUCUCGGCAACUUCGCAAUCCCGAGACAGAUACGGUAGUCAU